CGAGCCGGAUUCGGCCCACGGGCCGUAGUUUGGGAACCCCCGUGCUACAGAGUGGAGCCUAUUGGGUUGCCUUGAAGCACUUUACUAGAAAGUUCUCUUCACGAAGGACGUCUGCCUGACUGGACCAAAAAGCUCUUAGUAUGACCGACUCCACGUCACCUCCUGGGCUGACGUACAGCACUGAAGACUCGCUGGAGCUCAAUGACUUUUUGGAGAGAAUGAUAGAAGACAUGGAAAGCAUAUCAGUGCAGCUGACAUGGAUGGCGUAUGACAUGGCGGCGCUGCGGACCUACCCCGCACUGUGGAGCUCCUUGCUGCAACUGGAGGAGGCUCGCCUCCUAUGUUCGGUCGCUGUGAGAGGUGACCCGCAGCUGGAGCCACACACUUCCACGUGAUUUUUUUUUUUCAUUCCAUAAUCGCAGCUACACAUUGUUAUAUUUUUCCAGGGAUACAUUUUGGAAGUGUACAUUAUGAGGUAGUUCUAUACUCAUGCAUUUAUGUAGACUGUGAGCCUGUAAGUGUAAUAGUUAAAUUCGGCUAAA
Molecule: messenger RNA, 542 nt
Organism: Nerophis lumbriciformis (worm pipefish)
Lineage: Eukaryota; Metazoa; Chordata; Actinopteri; Syngnathiformes; Syngnathidae
Gene: syce3
Product: synaptonemal complex central element protein 3
Biological process (GO): synaptonemal complex assembly; spermatogenesis; reciprocal meiotic recombination
Source: RefSeq, a predicted model, not a curated record